AUGAAGGAGAACAGAAGCAGAAAGCUUGUAGCUGCUAGCGAGGAACACCCUGCGUCUUCUUCUUCCUCCGAAACAACGAUACCAGACCUACCGAUUUUACAGAAUCAUUCUGAACCGCAACAUCCAUUACCGGUGUUGACCCGGUUGGGUGAUCGGAAAGAGCCGCAACGGACUAUUACAAUUCAGAAAACUAUCAAAAAGAAGACAACAACAAGACUGCCGGGAAAGAAGAGAGGCGGAAGCAGUCCACUCAUUGGAGCUAGCCUAAAGAAAAGGAAUGUCAAUCGCUCUUCUAUUCCAGCAAAGAAAAAGCUCAACAUGGAAUUAUCUCAUGAGACAAAUGUGUCUAUCUCUGUACCUCGUCAUUGUAAGUAUCUCCGCUUUGAAGGAUCGGACCAUCGCCCUUUACUUACUUUCCUUGAUGAAACAAGAGUCAAAAAGAAAGGGAUGUUUCGGUUUGAUAAUAGACUAAGAGAUAAAGAGGAAGUGUUCGAUCUCAUAACACAAGUCUGGGGAAAUGAAGAUACGGAUACGGUGGAAACAAAAAUUAGUCGGUGUCAAUCGGAACUCACGAGAUGGUCUAGGGAACAAAAUCAAAACAGUGCACAAGUGAUCAAAGAAGCACUUAAAUCGGCGCUUUUGAAGGAUAUUCCGGAACCCAAUCCCGAGACCUUGUUCUCCCGAGUUAUGAUUGGGAAAUAUUGCCAUAAAAGCUCUUUCUUGCAGAGCACUCCGCCGGCUAACGCUUCUCAUGGGUGGAGAGGUAUCAUAGCUGGAAGAAGGAUUUUAACAAAAGGUUUAGGGUGGCUAAUUGGCAAUGGAGAGUCCAUAAGGGUUUGGGAUGACCCUUGGUUGUCUUCUUCGGAACCAGUAAUCCCCUAUGGACCACGACCAAGGCAUAUAGCGGAGCUCCGAGUCUCGGAUCUUAUUGACCAUCAUACCCAUUCUUGGAAAUGGGAUCUUAUACGCCUACAUCUGCCAAUGUACGAACCCCAUAUACGGCUCCUAAUGCUAGGUUUUACUAGCCACAACGACUCCAUGGCUUGGUUACUAACCAAGAAUGGUGAAUAUACAACAAGGAGUGGCUAUAGCACAAGGGUUAGUGAGGCGGCUACGACUCAAGAUCGAGCGUUUAACUAG
Arabis nemorensis is the source of this 1140-nucleotide messenger RNA. NCBI's taxonomy places the organism in Eukaryota, Viridiplantae, Streptophyta, Magnoliopsida, Brassicales, Brassicaceae. The record is from the annotation of a GenBank genome assembly.